Messenger RNA from Solanum verrucosum, 1078 nucleotides. RefSeq lists its product as uncharacterized. The transcript has a single exon. The record is from RefSeq and is a predicted model, not a curated record. Bases 102 to 746 code for a protein of 214 amino acids. Lineage: Eukaryota; Viridiplantae; Streptophyta; Magnoliopsida; Solanales; Solanaceae.
CAAAUCAAUUCACAUAUUUCUCUCUAAAUCUCUUUCUCUCUCCUUAUAAAACACCAAAUCUAGCCUUAUAUCAAAAUAGAAAAAAUAAUAUUACAUGAGAGAUGGCUGAACAAAAUUUACCAGUAAUAGCAAAGAAGUUUUGGAACAUUGUACGUAUUGCAUUUUUCAUGUUGAGGAAAGGCAUAUCAAAGCGAAAACUAAUGCUCGAUCUCAACUUAAUUAUGAAGCGUGGCAAAAUCGUUAGUAAAGCCGCUAUACAAAAUCUCAUGUUCCACCACAUGACUCACCAAUUUUCGUUCGCGUUCACAACUCACCGUAGCGGUCGUGAUAAAAAUUUACCCUUCUCUCCUCAACACAACGAGUAUGAAUUCAGUUGUAGCAACACCCUGAAUUUCCAACUCCCUUCCUUCAACUUCAACAAGAAAAACAAAAAUAAAUAUUUUUUUUCAAAGUCGCAGUCCCAGGCAUAUGAUAUGUCUGGGACCGCGACUCAUGAGGAUGAUGUGAUUGUUGUGAAUGCGGCCGUGAUGAAAGCGCUAGAGAUGAUUCAUGAGAGUGAAACGGCUUCCCCCGGGGCAAACUACUUGCCCGGGUUCGGAAGGACACCUAUGGUUAGGCAACUACGAGUCACUGACUCACCGUUUCCACUAAACGCGGAAGGAGAUAGCCACGUGGAUGAGGCGGCUGAAGCCUUCAUUUCCAAGUUUUACCGAAAUCUGAGGUGGCAAGCCUCGCCGUGUGCUUAAUAGUAUAUUCGAUCGAGGGGUUUUAAUGCAUGCAUAAUAUAUAUAAUAUAAUUAUAUAUAAGUAUGAAGAUUGGGAGCUGUGAAUAGUGUACGUGCAGCUUGUUUGCAUGUACAUAUAUAUGAUUUCCGUUCUCUCUUCAAGUUUUUUUUUUCUUCUUUUUUUGGGGGUAUUUUGGGAAUUUACAUAAAAGAAAAUAAUAUGAUUAGUAUUUAAAUGAAAUGUAAUCUUCCCUUUUUUUUCCUCUAAUACUCUCUUAGUUUGUUUUUACUUGUUUAUUUUGGAUUUUGUAAGCUCCAUAAAAAAUAAUAAUUGAUAUGGAGAUUUUACUAUC